Molecule: messenger RNA, 2850 nt
Organism: Mercurialis annua (annual mercury)
Lineage: Eukaryota; Viridiplantae; Streptophyta; Magnoliopsida; Malpighiales; Euphorbiaceae
Product: cryptochrome-1
Exons: 5
Coding region: 486-2528 (680 amino acids)
Biological process (GO): blue light signaling pathway; entrainment of circadian clock by photoperiod; circadian regulation of gene expression
Cellular component (GO): cytoplasm; nucleus
Molecular function (GO): FAD binding; DNA binding; blue light photoreceptor activity
Source: RefSeq, a predicted model, not a curated record
UCUGUCUUCUUUCUCCCAAAAAUCUAACAAAACUAAAGUUGUGGCUGCAAUUUGCCUAUCAGUUUUCUUCUAUGCUCCCUCCCACUUCCCUUAACCAAUCCUAUUCACUCACUCUCUCACACUUCAUACCCAAAACCCUGCAUUCUUAUUUUUGUUCCAAAAUAACCAGAGACACUAAUUACCCAUAGUUCAUUUCAUUCAACAAAAUACAUGUAAUUAUCACCCAAUAAAUUUCUAGCAAAAGUAUUAUUAACGGUAAUCAUAGUUAAAGAUUAAAUCUUUGUUCAUCUUUAAUCUCCUAAAUUCUUUUUGCUUGUCUUUCAUGCAAUGAAUAGUAUAUGAACAUCAAUCACCACCAGAAAAGAUACCAUUUUUGUUAGUUUAGUGAGCUGCAAAGGAAUUAGAAGAUCAGUAGAUAGAAAUGGAAACAUAGUUGAUAGUUUUGUGCUGGUGGGUUGGUGCAAAUUUGGUUUUGAUUGGGAAAGAUGUCAGGUGGUGGGUGUAGCAUAGUUUGGUUUAGAAGAGAUCUAAGAGUGGAAGACAAUCCAGCCCUUUUAGCUGGUGUGAGAGCUGGGGCUGUUGUUGCUGUGUAUAUAUGGGCACCUGAAGAAGAAGGUCAUUAUCAUCCUGGUAGAGUCUCUAGGUGGUGGCUUAAACAAAGUUUGGCUCACUUGGAAUCUUCUUUGAAGAGUCUUGGCUCUGUUCUUGUUACUAAAAGAUCAACUGAUAGUAUUUCUUCUCUUCUUGAAGUUGUUAAAUCUACUGGUGCUACUCAGCUUUUCUUCAACCAGUUGUAUGAUCCUUUGUCACUCGUUAGGGAUCACCGAGCAAAGGAGGUUUUGACUGCACAAGGCAUACCUGUUAGAACCUUUAAUGCAGAUUUGCUUUAUGAACCAUGGGAUGUCAACGAUGCCGAAGGACGCCCCUUCACAACAUUCACUGCCUUUUGGGAAAGAUGCCUUAGCAUGCCUUAUGAUCCAGAGGCUCCACUUCUCCCACCUAAGAGGAUCAUUUCAGGUGAUAUAUCUAGAUGCCCUUCAGACAAACUGAUAUUUGAAGAUGAAUCAGAGAAGGGAAGUAAUGCAUUGCUUGCUCGAGCAUGGUCACCUGGGUGGAGCAAUGCUGAUAAGGCUCUGACCGCAUUCAUCAAUGGACCAUUAAUUGAGUACUCUAUGAAUCGCAGGAAAGCUGACAGUGCUACAACCUCCUUUCUUUCUCCUCAUUUGCAUUUCGGGGAGGUUAGCGUACGAAAAGUCUUCCACCUGGUUCGCAUUAAGCAGGCGCUGUGGGCAAAUGAAGGGAACAAUGCUGGGGAAGAGAGUGUAAACUUGUUUCUCAAGUCGAUUGGUCUUAGGGAAUACUCGAGAUACAUGAGCUUUAACCAUCCUUACAGUCAUGAAAAGCCUCUUCUUGGCCACCUUAAGUUUUUCCCUUGGGUUGUCGAUGAAGGAUAUUUUAAGGCAUGGAGACAAGGUAGAACAGGCUAUCCAUUAGUUGAUGCGGGAAUGAGAGAGUUGUGGGCCACUGGCUGGUUGCAUGAUCGAAUACGAGUAGUCGUUUCUAGUUUCUUCGUGAAAGUUUUACAGCUUCCGUGGAGAUGGGGAAUGAAGUAUUUCUGGGAUACUCUCUUGGAUGCAGAUUUAGAAAGCGAUGCCCUUGGUUGGCAGUACAUAUCUGGAACUCUACCUGAUGGCCGCGAGUUUGACCGUAUAGACAAUCCACAGUUUCAGGGGUACAAGUUUGACCCCCAUGGUGAAUAUGUACGGCGGUGGCUUCCCGAACUUGCCAGACUACCAACUGAAUGGAUACAUCACCCGUGGAAUGCGCCUGAAUCUGUACUCCAAGCUGCUGGGAUUGAACUGGGAUCAAAUUAUCCUCUCCCAAUUGUAGAAAUAGAUGCGGCUAAAGUCAGGCUGCAAGAAGCACUUUCGGACAUGUGGCAGCAAGAAGCAGCUUCGAGAGCUUCCGUUGAGAAUGGGACCGAGGAAGGACUUGGGGACUCAUCUGAAUCACCCCCAAUUGCCUUUCCUCAAGAUAUACAAAUGGAAGAAAACCAUGAACCUAUUAGGAACAACCCUCCUAUGACAAUCCGCCGUUAUGAGGAUCAGAUGGUCCCAAGCAUGACUUAUUCUUUGCUAAGAGUAGAAGAGUCAGAAGCCUCUUCAGAUCUUCGAAUUGCUGCAGCAGAGGGCAGAGGAGAGGUGCCGAGAGAUGUACAUGCCAAUCAAGAUCAAAGAAGAGACGCUGUAAACCUCGGUGUUGCACAAAAUAUUCGCGUUAACAACAAUGUGCCACAUUUUAAUAUUCUCAGAGGUCUAGCAACUACUGAAGAUUCAACAGCAGAAUCUUCUAGUAGCAGUUGGAGAGAGAGGGAUGGAGGUGUAGUUCCAGUCUGGUCUCCUCCAAGUGCUAGUUACUCCGAGCAGUUUUCCGGUGAUGAAAAUGGAAUUGGAACAAGUUCUUAUUUGCAAAGGCAUCCACAAUCGCAUCAGAUAAUUAGCUGGAGGCGGCUGUCUCAGACUGGGUGAAACAUAUAUUACUGGAGAAAUCGAAUGCCAUAAGGAUACACAAUGAUGCUUAAUCCUGCAAAUGGUUACAUUUUUUAACACGGAGCUCGUCGGAAAUGGUGAACACAUCAGAUUUGACCAUCAAUGUGUAUGAUAGUCCAGAAAGAUUCAGGCAGACCAUCUGCUAUUGUUUUUACUUGUACUUUCUUGUACCAUAAUACAUAGUUCUGCUGUAUAGUAUUUGUAAGCGAGGGAUGCGAGUGAUGAUAGGAAUUGUAGUUCUCUAAAUAAACUAAGGUUUGUGCUUUCUCUUUUAGUUUAUUAGGCAGAUAAUUUACUCUUA